AUGGAAACAGAGUCUACUAUCCCACUCUGGCAGAGCAAACCAUGUGGAGCUGCUCGAAGUGUAGUGCGGAGGAUUGGGACUAACCUGCCCUUGAAGCCAUGUCCUCGGGCGUCCUUUCAGACACUGCCCAACAUCUCUGACCUAUAUUUGAGCAAUGUGCCCCGUGUCCCUACUUUGGCUGAUAAUGCCUGGAUAGCAGCAGAUGAAGAGGAAACCUAUGCUCGAGUCAGGAGUGACACCCGGCCCUUGCGACACAAGUGGAAGCCCAAUGCCUCAGGGCCCAACCUUCGAGGGCCGGAGGUCCUACCAGCCCUUAGCCGAACCACUGAACUACAACAUGAGCUAAGUCACCUACGCAGCCAGAUUGCCAAGAUUGUGGCAGCAGAUGCAGCUUCAGCUUCAUUAACGCCAAAUUUCUUAUCUUCAGGAAGUUCAAAUGUCUCUUCUCCCUUACCUUGUUUUGGAUCCUCAUUCCACUCUACAACUUCCUUCGUCAUUAGUGACAUCACAGAAGAGGCUGAGUUAGAAGGCCCAGAGCUACCAUCCGUUCCGGUUCCCAUGCUUUGUUCUGCCAGCUCUGAAUGCUGCAAAACUGACUCCAAAGCUUCCUGCAGCUUGGCUGACGAUGAGGACUGUGUGUCUCUCUCAAAGGCUAGCAGCCUUGCAGACGCAAUGGGCAUCCUGAAGGACAUUCACCGGAUGAAGCAGAGCCAAGACCUGAAUCAGAGCUUGAUGAAGGAAGAAGACCCUGCUGUCCUAAUUUCAGAGGUGUUGAGGAGAAACUUUGCUCUGAAGGAAGAGGAUAUCAGCAUGAAAGGAAACUGA
Trichosurus vulpecula (common brushtail) is the source of this 825-nucleotide messenger RNA. RefSeq names its product mitochondrial fission regulator 1-like. The record is from RefSeq and is a predicted model, not a curated record. The transcript has a single exon. Gene Ontology annotation, biological process: mitochondrial fission; aerobic respiration. Bases 1 to 825 code for a protein of 274 amino acids. Gene Ontology annotation, cellular component: mitochondrion. NCBI's taxonomy places the organism in Eukaryota, Metazoa, Chordata, Mammalia, Diprotodontia, Phalangeridae.